Messenger RNA from Uloborus diversus, 6805 nucleotides. RefSeq names its product myosin heavy chain, muscle-like. Gene Ontology annotation, cellular component: myosin complex. Gene Ontology annotation, molecular function: actin filament binding; cytoskeletal motor activity; ATP binding. NCBI's taxonomy places the organism in Eukaryota, Metazoa, Arthropoda, Arachnida, Araneae, Uloboridae. The record is from RefSeq and is a predicted model, not a curated record.
CUGGUCGUCAGUGGAAGAGCGUUUACUUUCUUUUCUUUACUCACCGAACCUCACUAAAAACCAAAAAUGGCAGCCGAAGAUCCCGAUCCAUCCCCCUAUUUGUACGUUACUAUGGAACAGAAACGUAUUGAUCAAACUAAACCAUACGAUGGCAAGAAAAUGGUGUGGGUUAAAGAUGAGAAGGAAGGCUAUGUCAUGGGUCUGAUUAAGGAAACCAAGGGAGACAUGUGCACCGUCGAAAUCGAGAAACAAGAGAACCGAACUGUAAAAAAGGAUGAUUUGCAGCAAGUCAACCCUCCAAAAUACGAAAAGGCAGAAGAUAUGUCUAACUUGACAUACCUGAACGAUGCCAGCGUAUUGCAUAAUUUAAGACAGAGAUAUUAUGCCCAACUUAUCUAUACCUAUUCCGGCUUGUUUUGCGUAGCUAUCAACCCCUACAAGAGGUACCCUAUUUACACAGCAAGAUGCAUGGCGUUGUACAGAGGAAAGAGGCGUACUGAAGUACCACCACAUUUGUUCGCUAUUUCUGAUGGUGCUUACAUGUCCAUGUUAGCAAAUCGUGAAAAUCAGUCUAUGCUUAUUACCGGUGAGUCUGGAGCCGGAAAGACUGAGAACACUAAAAAAGUAAUUGCGUACUACGCAAAUGUUGGUGCUUCCACCAAGAAGGGUGAACAGAAGAAAGGACCAAGUUUGGAAGAUCAAGUCGUCCAAACCAAUCCUGUUCUUGAGGCUUUUGGUAACGCUAAGACUGUGAGGAAUGACAACUCCUCACGUUUCGGUAAAUUCAUCCGUAUUCACUUCGGUCCAAUGGGCAAACUGGCUGGUGCUGAUAUUGAGACAUAUCUAUUGGAAAAAGCUCGUGUGAUCUCCCAGCAAACCCUUGAGCGUUCUUACCAUAUUUUCUACCAAAUGAUGUCAGGCGGUGUUCCCAAUCUCAAAGAGAAUUGUCUUUUAUCCGACGAUAUCUAUGACUACCACUUUGUGUCGCAAGGUAAAAUUGAAAUUCCCAAUGUUGAUGACGCUGAAGAAAUGAGACUUACUGAUACUGCUUUCGAUAUCUUGGGUUUCAGUCAGUCUUACAAAGAUGAAAUUUACAAAAUUACUGCCGCUUGCAUGCACUUUGGUGAAAUGAAGUUUAAGCAGAGGCCCCGAGAAGAGCAGGCUGAGCCUGAUGGUACAGAGGAGGGUGAAAAGAUUGCCCACUUGUUGGGUACCAACGCAGCUGAUCUGUACAAAAACUUGUGCAAGCCAAAGAUCAAAGUCGGUAACGAGAUGGUAACCAAAGGUCAAGGCGCUCAACAGGUAUUGUACUCUUUGGGUGCCUUGGCAAAAGCAUUGUUUGACAGGACUUUCAAGUGGUUGGUAAAGAAGUUGAACGAGACUUUGGACACUCAGCAGAAAAGGCAAUAUUUCAUUGGUGUAUUGGAUAUUGCCGGAUUUGAAAUCUUUGACUUCAAUGGUUUCGAGCAACUGUGCAUCAACUUUACUAACGAGAAACUGCAACAGUUUUUCAACCACCACAUGUUCGUGCUGGAACAAGAAGAGUACACUCGCGAAGGUAUCGAGUGGGUGUUCAUUGACUUCGGACUUGAUCUUGCGGCAUGUAUUGAGUUAAUCGAGAAGCCUCUGGGUAUUUUGUCCAUCCUUGAAGAGGAAAGUAUGUUCCCUAAAGCUACCGACAAGACCUUCCAGGAUAAGUUGAAUUCCAAUCACUUAGGAAAAUCACCCAACUUCGUGAAACCCAAACCACCCAAGCCAGGCCAACAAGAAGCUCACUUCGCUAUUGCUCAUUAUGCCGGCACUGUACCCUACAACAUAAGUGGAUGGCUUGAGAAGAACAAGGAUCCAGUCAAUGACACUGUCGUCGAUCAGUUCAAGAAGGGCUCUAACAAACUUUUGACUGAGAUCUUUGAAGAUCAUCCCGGUCUUGGUGGUGACGAUAAGUCCAAGAGUGGUGGUGGUGGCAGGAAGAAGGGUUCUGGUUUCCAGACUGUCUCUGGUCUUUACAGGGAACAGCUAAAUAGAUUGAUGGCCAGCUUGCACAGCACACAACCACAUUUUGUACGUUGUAUUAUCCCCAACGAGAUGAAACAGCCAGGUGUAAUUGAUGCUGGCUUGGUAAUGCAUCAGCUCACCUGCAACGGUGUACUUGAAGGAAUCCGUAUUUGUCGAAAAGGUUUCCCCAACAGGAUGAUCUACCCUGACUUCAAGCAACGUUACACUAUCUUAGCUGCUAGCGCUGUUCCUAAAGGCUUUGUUGAUGCCAAGAAGGUUGCUGAAGCUGUAUUGGAAGCAAUUCAGCUAGACAAGAAUGAUUACCGUCUUGGAAACACCAAGGUAUUCUUCCGUGCUGGAGUCUUGGGUCGUCUGGAAGAAAUGCGUGAUGACCGUCUUGCCAAAAUUGUCACCUGGUUACAAGCUUGGGUUCGAUGGUAUCUCAGCAAACGAGAAUUCAAGAAGCUACAGGAACAAAGAGUUGCCCUGCUUGUCAUUCAGCGCAAUCUCAGAAAAUUCCUCCAGCUUCGCAACUGGCUAUGGUACAAACUGUAUAUCAAGGUCAAACCCUUGCUUACUAUGGCUAAGGCAGGAGAUGAAAUCAAAGCUUUGGAGGAGAAACUUAAGAAAGCUUUAGAAGCCUUGGAAAAAGAAGAGAAACUGAGGAAAGAUUUGGAACACCAAAAUGUUAAGAUGUUACAAGAGAAGAAUGACAUGUUCUUGCAAUUGGAAUCUGAAAGAUCAGGAUCUGGUGACUUAGAAGAACGUCUUGCUAAGACUAUUUCAAUCAAGAAUGACUUAGAAGGACAGCUUCAGGAACUGCAAGAAAGACUGCAGCACGAGGAGGAUGCUCACAACAACCUCAACCAAAACAAAAAGAAAUUAGAUGGCGAGAUUUCCAACAUGAAGAAAGAAAUUGAAGACCUUCAGCUUGUCAUCCAAAAGGCUGAACAAGACAAAGCUUCUAAGGAUCAUCAAAUCCGCAACUUGAAUGAAGAAAUCGCUCAUCAAGAUGAACUUAUCAACAAGCUCAACCGAGAGAAGAAACAAUUGCAAGAAAUGGGACAGAAAACCGGAGAAGAUCUUCAAGCUACUGAAGACAAAUUGAACCACAUGAACAAAGUGAAAGCUAAAUUGGAACAAACUUUGGAUGAGUUGGAAGAUUCUCUGGAACGUGAAAAGAAAUUGCGUGGUGAUGUUGAGAAGAAUAAGAGGAAGAUCGAAGGUGAUCUGAAAUUAGCCCAGGAAGCCCUUGCUGACCUCGAGAAGAACAAGAAAGAGCUUGAACAAGCUCUACAGAGGAAAGAAAAGGAGAUGGCUAGCUUGGCAGCUAAACUUGAAGAUGAACAGAGCUUGGUUGCUAAACUGCAGAAACAAAUUAAAGAGCUUCAAGCAAGAAUCGAAGAACUGGAAGAAGAAUUGGAAGCUGAAAGGCAGGCAAGAGCAAAGGCUGAGAAACAACGUGCUGAUCUGGCCCGUGAAAUUGAAGAGCUCAGCGAACGAUUGGAAGAAGCUGGAGGCGCUACCUCUGCUCAGGUUGAACUGAAUAAGAGACGAGAAGCUGAAAUGGCCAAGUUAAGGCGAGAUUUGGAAGAAUCGAACCUCCAACACGAACAAACCCUUGCAAAUCUCAGAAAAAAGCACAACGAUGUGGUUGCUGAGCUUAGCGAACAAAUCGACCAAUUGAACAAACACAAAGCCAGGUUAGAAAAGGAAAAGGCUCAAAUGAAAGGUGAACUUGACGAUGUACGAUCUAGCGUGGACCAUGUUAACAAAGAAAAGGCUAACGCUGAAAAACAAGCCAAGCAGCUCGAGAUGCAAUUGGGUGAAUUGCAAGGCAAGAUGGAUGAAGCACACAGAUCUCUUGGCGAUUUGGAUGCCGCAAAGAAGAGGCUGACCGUAGAAAACAGCGAAUUCCAGAGACAACUGGAAGAGGCAGAAUCUCAAAUUAGCCAGCUCAGCAAGCUCAAAAUGUCUUUACAGACCCAACUUGACGAUGUCAAACGAAUGGCUGAUGAAGAAAGCAGGGAACGUGCUACCGCCAUGGGUAGAUACCGAUCCGUUGAGCACGACUUAGACAGCCUCAGAGAACAAGUAGAUGAAGAACAAGAAGCUAAAGCUGAUCUGCAAAGACAAUUGAGCAAAGCCAAUGCCGAAGUCCAAUUGUGGCGAUCCAAAUACGAGAGCGAAGGUUUGGCUCGUCUGGAGGAACUUGAAGAAUCCAAGAGAAAGCUGGACGCCAAGUUGCAGGAGGCUAUGGAAAACAUUGACCAACUGAAUGCCAAAUGUAGUGGUCUUGAAAAGACAAAAUCUCGUUUACAAGGUGAACUUGAAGACAUGACUAUUGAAGUUGAAAAGGCUAAUGCAAUGGCAUCUGCAAUGGAAAAGAAACAGAAAUCAUUCGACAGGAUCGUUGCUGAAUGGAAACAGAAGGUCGAUGACUUAGCCGCUGAACUUGAUGCAUCCCAGAAAGAAUGCAGAAACUAUUCCACAGAAGUGUUCAAACUCAGAUCUCAAUACGAAGAGAGCCAAGAGCAUUACGAAUCAGUCAAACGAGAAAACAAGAACUUGCAAGAUGAAAUCAAGGAUCUCGUGGACCAACUUGGUGAGGGUGGUAGGAGCGUACACGAAUUGGAGAAGGCCAGAAAGAGGUUAGAAUUAGAAAAGGAAGAACUCCAGGCCGCUCUUGAGGAAGCUGAAGCUGCUCUUGAACAAGAAGAGAACAAAGUACUUCGUGCUCAAUUGGAGCUUUCUCAAGUACGACAGGAAAUUGACAGGAGACUCCAAGAGAAAGAAGAAGAGUUCGAAAACACAAGAAAGAAUCACCAACGCGCAAUCGAUUCCAUGCAAGCCAGUUUGGAGGCUGAAGCUAAAGGAAAGGCUGAGGCACUCAGGAUGAAGAAGAAAUUGGAAAGCGACAUCAACGAAUUGGAGAUUGCAUUGGAUCAUGCCAACAAAGCUAAUGCUGAAGCUCAAAAGAAUAUUAAGAAAUACCAAGUACAACUUAAAGAGCUUCAACAAGCUUUGGAAGAGGAACAGAGAGCUCGUGAUGAAGUUCGUGAACAAUACGCAAUGUCUGAAAGAAGGUGCAAUGCAAUGCACGGAGAACUGGAAGAGAGCCGACAGCUUUUAGAACAGGCUGACCGUGCUCGCCGUGCUGCCGACAGUGAACUUGCUGAGCUGCACGAACAAGUCAACGAGCUUUCCGCACAGACAUCUUCCCUCUCUAUGGCCAAGAGGAAACUGGAAGGCGAGAUGCAGGCACUCCACGCCGAUCUUGACGAAAUGUUGAACGAAGCCAAAUCAUCCGAAGAGAAGGCAAAGAAGGCCAUGGUCGAUGCUGCCCGUCUUGCUGACGAACUCAGAGCCGAACAAGAGCAUGCUCAACAGCAAGAGAAAAUGCGAAAGGCUAUGGAAGGACAGAUCAAAGAACUCCAAGUCCGAUUGGAUGAGGCCGAAGCUGCUGCACUUAAGGGUGGAAAGAAGAUUAUCCAAAAACUCGAACAGAAGGUUCGUGAACUGGAAACAGAAUUGGACAAUGAACAGCGUCGUCAUUCUGAAGCAGCCAAGAAUGUCAGGAAAUCAGAACGUCGUGUCAAGGAACUGCAAUUCCAAGCCGAUGAGGAUCGCAAGAACCACGAACGUAUGCAAGACCUCGUCGACAAACUCCAGCAGAAGAUCAAGACGUACAAGAGGCAGAUAGAGGAAGCAGAAGAGAUCGCUGCUUUGAAUCUCGCCAAAUUCCGCAAAGUUCAACAAGAAUUGGAAGAUGCUGAAGAGCGUUGUGAUUUGGCAGAAAACGCUGUUGCCAAGUUGCGUGCUAAAAACCGUAGCUCCGCAUCCGCUGGACGAGGCAUGAGCCCACCCCUUCCCAUGAUGAAAGGACGACCGAAGUCUAAGAUCGAGGCCGAAGAGUAAGGUGGAAUGUCUCUGUUGUUAUAAACAAUUUAGGCAUCGAAUGUCCAACACCUCACAAAAGUCCCCCACAUAAGUUCAGAUAUCCUCAAAAUACCAGUCAUGAAUCUGUCAACCGCCUUCGCUACCCCCUGCCAAACCACUUUAGAUGAUGAGCCGACUGUAUGAAAUGCGCUUUUCCACUGCAUCAACGCUAUCAAAUACUUCUGUGACUUUAUUUAGAGAAGAAGAAAAAAUACUUCACUUCAAAAUAAUGAACUGCCGCAUGAAAGAAAAACAAGGAUGUGGACAAUUGGAAAAAUAAUUAUCAUCUCACCAUCAAAAUCAACAAAAGAAGUAUUUGUUAAGAAUCACGAAAAGUUUCUGUUCGAUGUUUUAUGUUGUUACGUGUCCUAUAUUGUGAACAGAAAUGUUAUUUCCAUGUUAAAAAUCUAAGCAUGGUUGAAAAUGAAAGUAUGAAAUGAGACAAAAGAUCUGUAUUUUACUUAUUGAAUGAGAAAUUAUAAUAAAUGUAUACACUUUCAACAAAAUCCAGUUUAAAAGUUUCAUUCAUUUUCUCCUUAUUAAUUCAGCAUCUAUAUAUGAUAUUUUAUACUUAUAUCGUAGAAUUAAAAGCAUUUGAAAUCUUUUAGCAAGAACUCACAUGAGUAUCAUGUAAUCUAAAGUGGUUUUAAAUGUACUAAUACCAAAACUGUAUGUUCACUUUUAUUUCAAACCUUUUGUAAAUUUGUCUUACAAUUUCAAGCAAAAAUAACCAAGAAUAUGACGCAUAUAUCAAAAUCUUAUAAGUGUUUUUGUGUUCAAAAAUGUUUGUUCAUUACAAUCAUAGGCGAUUUUAUUACAAUUUAUGUAACAGUAUGAAAUUUUAUCAAAAAUAAAAUCAUUGAGGUUCUUA